AUGAUGAGCAAACAACAACUCUUAGACAUAAUGUCAUCAACUUUUAACGAGGAGGUUGUACAUUUACAGAAGAAAGUAUUGGAGAGAAGUGGUUAUAGUGACAAAACGUUUAUUCCAGAGGGUAUCAGAAGGUUACCUGAAAAGUUAUUGACGUUUGAAGAGUCAAAGAAGGAAACAGAAAAAGUCAUGUUUGGAGCCAUAGACGAUUUAUUGGCGAAAACAAAAGUGAAGGCUCGUGAAAUUUUGAUAGUUAUAGUGAAUAUUGGCAUACCAUCCAUGAUAGUUAACCAUUACAAGCUUGGAUCGAAUGUUCUCACUUACACUAUUAGCGGCAUGGGUUGCAGUGCUGGACUCAUUUCUAUAGACCUUGCAAACCAGCUUUUGCAGUUUGUUUCAACUACUUAUCGAGAGAUUGAAAAACCACAUAAUUUACAUACCGCUUCCUUGAGAAAUAGAAGAAUAUAA
Molecule: messenger RNA, 465 nt
Organism: Solanum verrucosum
Lineage: Eukaryota; Viridiplantae; Streptophyta; Magnoliopsida; Solanales; Solanaceae
Product: 3-ketoacyl-CoA synthase 11-like
Exons: 2
Coding region: 1-465 (154 amino acids)
Biological process (GO): fatty acid biosynthetic process
Cellular component (GO): membrane
Molecular function (GO): acyltransferase activity, transferring groups other than amino-acyl groups
Source: RefSeq, a predicted model, not a curated record